Achroia grisella is the source of this 2678-nucleotide messenger RNA. It is a transcript of the gene Taf5, whose product is annotated as transcription initiation factor TFIID subunit 5. Gene Ontology annotation, molecular function: RNA polymerase II general transcription initiation factor activity; protein binding. NCBI's taxonomy places the organism in Eukaryota, Metazoa, Arthropoda, Insecta, Lepidoptera, Pyralidae. The record is from RefSeq and is a predicted model, not a curated record. The transcript has 12 exons. Bases 128 to 2083 code for a protein of 651 amino acids. Gene Ontology annotation, cellular component: transcription factor TFIID complex. Gene Ontology annotation, biological process: transcription initiation at RNA polymerase II promoter.
CUAAUCUGUGAUGGUUCAUGUUCAUGGUAUACAUUUAUUUAUUUGCGGUAUUUACACCACAGAACGUUAUAUUUACGCUGUUGAUUUAUAAAUAAUUUAAUAGUAACUGAAAUACCGUUGACACAAUAUGGGGGAUAAAUCGACACCGCUAUUAGCUGUCCUACAAUUACUUCGAAAAUAUAAUCUAAAGGGCACUGAAGAAAUUCUUCGUAAAGAAGCCAGUUUAGGUGAUGUAGAGUAUGAGAACUUAGAUUUGCCAGAAGUAGAACUAGCUAGUAUAUUAACAGCACAUCACACUGAAAGUGACCCCUACACUUACGAAUUUGCAUAUGAAUCUUUGAAAAAAUUUAUUGAGAACUCCUUAGAUAUGUAUAAGUAUGAAUUGUCUACACUCCUCUAUCCUGUAUUUGUUCACAUGUAUAUGAUAUUGAUACUCUAUGAUAACACAGUACAUGCUGAAAAUUUUUUGGAAAAAUUUGGUCCUGAACAAGAAGAUUAUUAUCAGGAAGAUCUGAAGAAACUAUCCAUAGUAAAAAAUAAAGAUCAAGUAAAGGGCAAUGAACUAGCAGAAAUAUACAGCUCAAACAAAUUUGUAGUACAAUUAUCUCGUGAUGCAUCAUCUCAGCUCAAACGAUUCUUGCAUGAACAAAAAAAUUCAACUGUAGUCAUUAACAUAAUAAAUAAUCAUAUACAAAUUGAAAUCCACGAUGGCCCUGGUAGAACGCUGACUCAAAUACGUGCUACUGCAGGAGGACUACUUGGAGAAGCGACUAAAAAUGAAAACCGUACUAAAGUCUACUAUGGUCUAUUAAAAGAACCAGAUAUACAACUGCCUCCUGCCCCUAUCGAAGAUGAAGAGGAAACUGAAGAAACACCUGACAAGCCAAAAAAGAAGAAGGCCAAAAAGGAUAACAUAUUCAUGAAGAAACCUAAAUCAGAUCCCAAUGCUCCACUUAGUGACAGAAUUCCAUUGCCUGAAAUGAAAGAGACUGACAAGUUAGAAAAAGGAAAAGCACUGAGGGAGGCAUCAAAACGUGUCCACCUAGGUCCUGAGAGUCUGCCAUCAAUUUGUUUCUAUACAUUACUCAACAGUGGCCAAACAGCAAUCUGUGCAGACAUUUGUGACGACUCAACUUUACUUGCAGUUGGGUUUAAUAAUUCUACUAUUAAGGUAUGGACCCUUACUCCAGUAAAAUUACGUGGCAUGAAAUGUGCUGAAAAAUUGCAAGAUAUUGACAGAGAAGCAGGUGAUGUCCUUGUAAGAAUGAUGGAAGAAAAGGACAGAGAUACAUGUCGUACACUCUUCGGCCAUUCUGGACCUGUUUAUAAAGUUGCAUUUGAUCCAUUCAAAAAUUUACUGCUGUCAUGUUCUGAAGAUUCAACAGUCCGACUAUGGUCUCUGCAAUGCUGGACAUGUUUGGUGGUGUACCGCGGCCACGUGUGGCCGGUGUGGGCGGUCCGCUGGUCGCCGCACGGUCAUUACUUCGCAACGGCAGGACACGACCGCACCGCACGGCUCUGGGCUACCGAUCAUCACCAGCCGCUCAGAAUAUUCGCUGGCCACCUUUCUGAUGUUGAUUUUGUUCAAUUUCACCCUAAUUCAAAUUAUGUAGCAACGGGCUCUAGUGACAGAACAGUCCGCGUCUGGGAUUGUUUGACUGGAACGCAAGUUCGAAUUAUGACAGGGCAUAAGUCCCCGAUAUUUGUUUUGACAUUUUCCGUUUGUGGGCGAUGGUUGGCGUCUGGGGGAGGUGGCGGUGAACUGAUAAUUUGGGACAUAUCAACCGGAUUACCAGCUGCAAAUUUGCCGCCUGCUCACACAGCACCUAUUCACGCAUUGGCCUUCAGUCGUGAUGGCACAAUCCUAGCAAGCGGGUCGUUGGAUUGCAGUAUUAAGUUGUGGGACUUCACUGCUGUUACAGAAGAAGUGUCUGUAGAUGAAAUUGGAAACAAUAGUACUGUCCAAAGAGAUGAUAGAUUUUUAUUACGUUCAUUUCCUACGAAGAACUCACCUAUAAAAGAUUUACAUUUUACACGUCGCAAUCUCCUAUUAGCUGUAGGUUCAUACGAUGGAAGUUCAUAAUCGAAUAAUUUAUUAGUUUUAUUACAUUUUAUUAUUUUAAUAUUAGACUAAAAUGAAGUUGAAAUUUCUUUCAGUACAGUAUUCUAUCAUAACUAUGUACGGGAGUUAAAUCCGCACUUAGAGCGAGGUGAGAUUAUGUAACGAACGUGCAGUACUCGCCCUAUUAAAAACUUCGAAGUGUAAUAUUGUAAGUUCAUUUAAUCCCUGUACAUAGUUAUAAACAAUAUUAGUGCAAAAAAUAAACAUAACUUUAAAAAUACUUUUAUUCUAUUAAUGUUUUCAGAGUACUUAAGUUGAUUCAAUUAAUUUUUAAGAAUAAUUACAUAAUUGCUAGUUAAAUUUUGUUUUACUUCUCCAUUGCCCCGGCAUCGACUUAGGUGACAACCCCGGCUAACUGGAUUUAAACCUUUUAACUAAUUAUAACUUAUGCAUAUCUAAUAUCAAAUAAUUAUAUAGUUAUUUGCAAAGCCAAGCUCCGAGAAACUGUCUACACUUAUUAUGAUGUGUCUAUAGGUUAAUGUGAUUUUUAGAUAUGAUCAUAUACUAUAAUUUUUAUUACAUCAAAUUAGUCAAUCACAUAUUUAUACCAAUGUAG